Messenger RNA from Penicillium oxalicum, 3189 nucleotides. Its product is annotated as ribosome biosynthesis protein KRE33. Bases 1 to 3189 code for a protein of 1062 amino acids. Gene Ontology annotation, biological process: rRNA acetylation involved in maturation of SSU-rRNA. Gene Ontology annotation, molecular function: ATP binding; 18S rRNA cytidine N-acetyltransferase activity; tRNA binding. The record is from RefSeq and is a predicted model, not a curated record. NCBI's taxonomy places the organism in Eukaryota, Fungi, Ascomycota, Eurotiomycetes, Eurotiales, Aspergillaceae. Gene Ontology annotation, cellular component: nucleolus; 90S preribosome. The transcript is spliced from 2 exons.
AUGCCGCGCAAAGCGAUUGACUCGCGCAUCCCGGCCUUGAUUCGAAAUGGCGUCCAGGAGAAGAAGCGCAGCUUCUUCGUCGUUGUCGGAGAUCGGGCGAAAGAUGUGAUCGUUCACUUGCACUACAUUAUGUCUAGUGUGGAUGUGAAGCAGAACAAGUCUGUGCUUUGGGCAUACAAGAAGGAUCUGCUGGGCUUCACAAGUCACCGAAAGAAGCGGGAAAACAAGAUCAAGCGGGAGGUUAAGCACGGCAUCCGUGAGCCGAACCAGGAAGACCCUUUCGAGCUGUUCAUUACCCUGAACUCGAUUCGUUACGUAUACUACAAGGAGACGGAGAAAAUUCUCGGUAACACAUACGGCAUGUGUAUCUUGCAAGAUUUCGAGGCUAUCACUCCGAACUUGCUCGCCCGAACAAUUGAGACGGUUGAGGGAGGUGGCAUGGUUCUGCUCUUGCUGAAGAGCAUGAAGAGCUUGAAACAGCUCUACACCCUGUCCAUGGAUAUUCACUCGCGCUACCGCACAGAAGCCCACGACGAUGUGGUAGCUCGAUUCAAUGAGCGCUUUAUCUUGUCACUUGGAAGCUGCGACUCGUGUCUCGUUGUAGACGAUGAGCUGAAUGUGCUUCCCAUCUCUGGUGGCAAAAAUGUCAAGCCGCUCCCUCCUCCCGAAUCCACUGACGACUCAAACUCCGGUACCAAGAAAGAGCUGAAAGAAAUCAAGGAAAGUUUGGCAGACUCGCAACCCGUCGGUCCUCUUUUGAGCCUGGCUCGCACUGUGGAUCAAGCUAAAGCCCUCCUCACUUUCGUGGACGCUAUUGCUGAGAAGACCUUGAGAAGCACCGUUGCUCUCACUGCUGGCCGUGGACGCGGUAAGUCCGCCGCCCUCGGUGUUGCUAUCGCUGCGGCUAUCGCGCAUGGUUAUAGCAACAUCUUCAUCACGUCUCCCAGCCCUGAGAACUUGAAGACCUUGUUCGAGUUCGUGUUCAAAGGUUUCGACGCACUCGGAUACCUCGACCACGUCGAUUAUACUAUCCUGCAGUCCACCAACCCGGACUUCAACAAAGCCAUUGUUCGUGUGAACAUUCACCGCAACCAUCGCCAGACCAUUCAGUACAUUCAGCCGCAAGAUGCUCAUGUUCUGGGACAAGCCGAACUAUUGGUCAUUGAUGAGGCUGCAGCUAUUCCCUUGCCCCUAGUGCGCAAGCUUAUGGGUCCUUACCUGGUAUUCAUGGCCUCUACGAUCAAUGGCUACGAGGGAACCGGUCGAUCGCUUUCUUUGAAGCUGAUUCAACAGCUUCGCGAGCAGGCUCGCGGUGGUAUCAAGACUGCUGAUGCCGAUGUCGCCGAUCGAAGCACUGGCAAGAUCUCGAAGAACACUGACAAGAACCUCGCUGGCCGAUCUCUCCGUGAGAUCACUCUUUCUGAACCAAUCCGUUACGCCCCCGGUGACUCUGUCGAGAAGUGGCUGAACAAAGUUCUUUGUCUCGAUGCGACUUUGCCCAAGUCUCGCAUGAACACUCAGGGUUGCCCGCACCCGUCGCAGUGCCAGCUCCUCCAGGUGAACCGUGAUACCCUUUUCUCGUUCCAUCCGGUCUCCGAAAAGUUCCUUCAGCAAAUGAUGGCCUUGUAUGUUGCAAGCCAUUACAAGAACACCCCCAACGACCUUCAGCUCAUGAGCGACGCCCCCGCCCACCAGUUGUACGUGCUUGUUCCUCCCAUCGACGAGGAGGCAACAAAGCUUCCCGAGCCGCUUUGCGUGAUUCAGGUUGCUCUUGAAGGACGUAUCAGCAGGCAGAGCGUCCUGAACAGCUUGAGUCGUGGUCAGCGGGCUGGUGGCGAUCUCAUUCCUUGGCUGGUAUCUCAGCAAUUCCAGGACGAAGACUUUGCGGGUCUUUCUGGCGCACGAGUCGUCCGGAUUGCCACCAACCCUGAAUACGUCGGCAUGGGCUACGGCUCCCGCGCCAUGGAACUUUUGACCGACUUCUAUGAGGGCAAAUUCACCAGUCUCGACGAGGGAGUCUCGGGUCCCCAGGAGGAGAUGGUCCGUGUCACCGAUGAGGAGCUUGCCAACUCCACUCUCCUCGACGACAACAUUCAGGUUCGGGAUAUCCGCUCGAUGCCGCCAUUGUUCGGCAAGCUAAGCGAGCGACGCCCCGAUUCUUUGGACUACCUGGGUGUCAGCUACGGCCUGACCCCCUCCUUGCACAAGUUCUGGAAGAGAUCUUCUUUCCACCCCGUUUACUUGCGUCAGACCCCCAACGAACUGACUGGCGAGCACUCCUGCGUCAUGUUGCGCACUCUGGCCACUGGUGCCACCGAUGCAGGCUGGUUAGGAGCUUUCUCCCGGGACUUCCACCGACGAUUCCUUGCGCUGCUGUCUUACCAAUUCCGCGAAUUCCCCUCGGUGCUCUCCCUGAGCAUCUGCGAAUCUGCCAAUUCCGGAGCCAAGCUCGAUUCUUCUGCUGUUGUUCGCACCCUGAAGAAGGCUGAUCUGGACGCGGCGUUUUCGCCCUUCGACCUCAAGCGAUUGGACAGCUAUGCAAACAACCUGCUCGAUUACCACGUCAUCCUGGACAUGGUCCCAGCGAUUGCCGAAUAUUACUUCGCCAACCGCCUUGCUGGCAAGGUUAACCUCUCGGGUGUGCAGCAAUCCAUCCUUCUGGGGAUCGGUCUGCAGCGCAAGAGCAUGGAUGAUCUUGAGAAGGAAUUGAGUCUUCCUUCAUCUCAACUUCUCGCCAUGUUCCUCAAGAUCAUGCGCAAGAUCUCCACACACUUCCGUGGUCUGGUUGAGGGGGCUGUUGCGGAAACCAUGCCCGCUGAGCAAGUGGCCGCCGAUGCCGCCUCCGGCGCGCACGAUGAUCCCGUGGUUGAAGACCGAUUCAAGCCCUUGGAGACCGGUCUUGAAGACGAGCUUCGUGCGGGAGGUGAGGAAAUUGACGAGGAGCUUCGGGAGAAGCAGCGUGCUUUGAUUGACGCUCUUCCUCUCGACAAAUACGCAAUUGAUCAUGGCUCGGCGUCUUGGGAGGAAGCAGAGAAGCAGAUUCGCUCCGGCGGUGCUGCCACCGUCAGUGUCAAGACCAAACAAACGAAGCGCAAGAAGGGCGAGACCGCGCGGGACAUCUACGACAAGGAGAUUGACUCCAAGCGUCAAAAGAUGAUCAAGAAGGGUACUGAGGGUCGGAAAAAAUAA